UGUUUAGUAAAUAAACCUAUCACCAUUCCUUUGGAUGCCUCACUUCCCAGCUUGGGGACACUGGGAACAGUAUAAAAGUUGCUGGAUCUCACAGUGCUUCAUUCGCUCAGCUUUCCUCUAUCGUACACGUCGUCAGAACCAAGAAGGGGUCACUGCUCAAAGAUGUGCUCCAGACAGACCUCCGGAGGCUGCCAUGAAACAUCCUCCCAGUCCCACGGAUGCCACAGCGGAGGCUCCUCCUGCUGUGGGGGCAGCUCCUCCAGCCACCAGGCCCAGGGCUCCUCCUGCUGCGGGGGCUCAGGCUCGGGCAGCUACGGCGGGAACAGCUGGGGCUCUGGCAAGAUCAUUGUCAGCUCUGGUGGUGGAGGAGGUGGAUCCUGCUGCAGUGGGGGCUCCUCAGGCUACGGCAUGGGCGGAGGAUCCAGUGUGGGAGGAGGAUCCAGUGGUGGAAGUGGUGGAUCAGGCCAGAAGAUCGUUGUGAGCUCAGGUGGUGGAGGAGGUGGCUCAUGCAGCUGCCACAGCGGAGGAUCCAGUGGUGGGUCUUCAGGAGGCAAGAUCAUAAUUGUAGGUGGAGGUAGUGGAGGUAGUGGAGGAUCAUCUGGAUGCUGCAGUGGGGGAUCCUCAGGCUAUGGCAUGGGAGGAGGAUCCAGUGGUGGGUCUUCAGGAUCAAAGAGCAUAAUUGGAGGUGGAAGUAGCGGAGGUUCUUCUGGAUACUGCAGUGGGGGAUCCUCAGGCUACGGCAUGGGAGGAGGAUCCAGUGGUGGGUCUUCAGGAUCAAAAAGCAUAAUUGGAGGUGGAAGCAGUGGAGGAUCCUCAGGCUACGGCAUGGGAGGAGGAUCCAGCGGUGGGUCUUCAGGAUCAAAGAGCAUAAUUGGAGGUGGAAGCAGUGGAGGAUCAUCCGGAUACUGCAGUGGGGGAUCCUCAGGCUACGGCAUGGGAGGAGGAUCCAGUGGUGGGUCUUCAGGAUCAAAGAGCAUAAUUGGAGGUGGAAGCAGUGGAGGAUCAUCCGGAUGCUGCAGUGGGGGAUCCUCAGGCUAUGGCAUGGGAGGAGGAUCCAGUGGUGGGUCUUCAGGAUCAAAAAGCAUAAUUGGAGGUGGAAGCAGUGGAGGAUCCUCAGGCUACGGCAUGGGAGGAGGAUCCAGCAGUGGGUCUUCAGGAUCAAAGAGCAUAAUUGGAGGUGGAAGCAGUGGAGGAUCAUCCGGAUACUGCAGUGGGGGAUCCUCAGGCUACGGCAUGGGAGGAGGAUCCAGUGGUGGGUCUUCAGGAUCAAAGAGUAUAAUUGUAGGUGGAAGCAGUGGAGGAUCAUCCGGAUACUGCAGUGGGGGAUCCUCAGGCUACGGCAUGGGAGGAGGAUCCAGUGGUGGGUCUUCAGGAUCAAAGAGCAUAAUUGGAGGUGGAAGUAGCGGAGGUUCUUCUGGAUACUGCAGUGGGGGAUCCUCAGGCUACGGCAUGGGAGGAGGAUCCAGUGGUGGGUCUUCAGGAUCAAAGAGUAUAAUUGGAGGUGGAAGCAGUGGAGGAUCAUCCGGAUACUGCAGUGGGGGAUCCUCAGGCUACGGCAUGGGAGGAGGAUCCAGUGGUGGGUCUUCUGGUGGCAAAAUCAUAAUUGUAGGUGGAAGCAGUGGAGGAUCCUCUGGAUGCUGCAGUGGGGGAUCCUCAGGCUAUGGCAUGGGAGGAGGAUCCAGUGGUGGGUCUUCAGGAUCGAAGAGCAUAAUUGGAGGUGGAAGUAGUGGAGGAUCCUCUGGAUACUGCAGUGGGGGAUCCUCAGGCUAUGGCAUGGGAGGAGGAUCCAGUGGUGGGUCUUCUGGUGGCAAGAUCGUAAUCGUAGGUGGAAGCAGUGGUGGUUCCUCUGGAUGCUGCAGUGGAGGAUCCAGUGGUGGUGGUUCCUCUGGCCACUCAAUCAUCAUCAGCUCCGGAGGGGGUAGUGGAGGGUCUGGCCAUUCCACACAGCAAAAAUGCCCCAUUGUCAUUCCCCACAUUGAGUCACAUCAGACCAAGCAGUCCUGCCACUGGCCCUCCAGCCACCACAAGUAAUGGCCACAGGUGGCCCUGGCACUCAGCAAGAACAACCCUGCCUCUGCCAUGUCACCUCUUCCCUCCAGACCCAGGUCCGUUAGCCUGUUUCCUCCCAGCAUGUCCUUUUCUCUUCCCUUGUUGCUGCAAACCAGUGCUGAGAACUCCAGGAUGAAGAGCUUCGUGCCCUGCUGCUGCUGUUGAGACUCCUUUAAUGAGGCUCUGCUACAUUUUCAAGGAGCAUUGUUGAUAUCUAAUAAAUGUAAUAGUCAAAAAGA
Molecule: messenger RNA, 2288 nt
Organism: Columba livia (rock pigeon)
Lineage: Eukaryota; Metazoa; Chordata; Aves; Columbiformes; Columbidae
Product: loricrin
Exons: 2
Coding region: 163-2031 (622 amino acids)
Source: RefSeq, a predicted model, not a curated record